Messenger RNA from Gadus chalcogrammus (walleye pollock), 3034 nucleotides. RefSeq lists its product as uncharacterized. Bases 51 to 2528 code for a protein of 825 amino acids. The transcript has 13 exons. The record is from RefSeq and is a predicted model, not a curated record. NCBI's taxonomy places the organism in Eukaryota, Metazoa, Chordata, Actinopteri, Gadiformes, Gadidae.
UUAGUACUGCUUAUGGUACGCAAGUACUCUGGAGGAGAGAUUCGGGCACAAUGGCUUCCUUCUGGAUUUUCUCAAUCCAGUUGCUCCUGCUGAUCUCCGUUGCAUCUGCAUCACAUUUCACUGCAGGCACUGUUAGGGUCGUUCCCAAAGAAAAACACCUGAAUGGAUCCAUUAAGGUGGAAAUAUAUUUCAGGCAAACUUACAGAAGCUGCUAUCACUAUUUCGAUUGGAGAUGCUUGAAUGGUAACUGCGGAAAAAUAUCGGAAGCAAAAGAAGGUGUAAUAGACGGUAGCACAAAUUCAGCACCCCACACAAAUGCUUGGUGUGAAACAGAAGUAGUGCAGUCAAGAUAUUACCCCAAUGACGAUUCAUUUGACCUGAGGAAAGCUAGCUGCUGUUGGAUUCCAACUGUGAAUUUACGUGGGUCCUGGAGACUGUUCACACAUGUGGACUUGAGGGAAAGAUCUGAUAACUGGCAGGCGAAUGGCUCUCCAAAUAAUGCCAUCAUGCCCUUCCUGAGAGUUCCUUCAAACUGCCCAAGAUCCUACCAUCUGAUGACAGAUGACCCUGAUGGUGAUCGGGUGAUUUGCAGAUAUGGAACCAUCUUAAACAGAGAAUGCGCUACAUGCAAUCAACCCCAAGGUUUUGAGCUGGAUGAGAGAAACUGUGUCCUACACUACCGUUCCACAUCAUACACUGGGACGUAUGGGUUUGAGUUGGUGCUGGAAGACUUUCCAAGAACCACCAUCUCCUUGAUCUCCACAAAUGGAACUUCAACUCAGAGGUUACCUUUGCCUUCAAACAGAAAGAAACGUGCAGUCUACUACACAUACUCUUACACCACUAUCCCAGGCCCAACCACCACCACGACAGGCCCAACCACCAUGACAACCAAUAAGCCAUGGUGGUGGCAACAUCAAGGCCCAACCACUACCACCACAGGCCCAACCACCAUGACAACCAAUUACCCAUGGUGGUGGCAACAUCAAGGCCCAACCACCACCACGGCAGGCCCAACCACCACCACCACAGGCCCAACCACCACCACGGCAGGCCCAACCACCACCACGGCAGGCCCAACCACCACCACGGCAGGCCCAACCACCACCCCGUACCAAACCUACGCCAGGCAACCGUAUCCUACUCCUCUCAGUCAAAUUCCUCUUCAAUUCUCCGUUCUAGUGGAUUCGCCUGUUCCGUCCUGCACUGAAGGAGAGUACCUGCCUAGGUUUGUUCACCCAACACCAAGUCAUGGAGACCAUCUGAAAGCUCAAGUCAAUGAAGAAUUUGAAAUCACAGUCAAAGCAGUAGCUCAAUAUUCAACAGUAGGUGAUAUCAUCUUCACAGGACCCCUGGGUACCACCAAACACAGGAUUGAACAGGGAGAGUUUUAUCUGAGAUGGACCCCGACUGUACACCAAUUUGGAGACCAGGUUCCAAUUUGCUUCAUUGCGGAGGCAGCUUUUUCGUAUCAGCAGUUACAGUCAGAAAUGCGAUGUGUUUGGGUGCAUGUUGAACACGCUAAAGCACACGUGAUCUGCAAUGAAACCUCCAUGACAGUAGAGUUGGAGAAAGCCGCAUUUAAGGGACUAGAUGAAGAUCACCUGCGGCUAAAUGAUCCCGGCAGCACAGCCUGCAGACUACACUCCAAUGGCACUCAUGUCAUUGGUUUCAUCCCACUUAAUGAAUGUGGUACUAUGAUUAAGGAGGACGAUGAAAACCUUUUGUUCUCAAAUGAGAUCACCACCUUUGAGGAUGUCAGAGACAUCGUUACCAGGAAACAUCUUUUGGAAGUUCAGUUUUCCUGCCAGUACCCAAAGCGUGGAAACGUAUCCCUUGGGUUUACAGUCCACAGGGACAACCAGACUAUUACCGAGAAGGGCUUUGGGACGUUCACCUACAACUUUGAGUUCUACCCAGACAUCCACUUCGACACAAUGAUCAAUCCACACUUCUACCCGCUGGACUAUGAAGUUGGAGAUAAGAUAUACAUGCAGAUAGAUGCCACGACUUCAAUCAAUAACACUGUUCUGUUUGUGGAGUCCUGUAGUGCUUCACCUUACGAUAACCCCAAUUACCAGCCCACCUACCCAAUCAUAGAGAACGGGUGUGUACAGGACUCCACUGUUGUCCUCUAUCCCCCAAGUCAUAAUAAACAGUUUCGGUUUUCAAUCGAUGCCUUCAAAUUCAUAGGAUUACAUGACCAGGUGUACAUCAGCUGUUCGGUCAUUCUAUGUGAGGCUGGGAACCCCAACACCAGAUGCUCCAGGGGAUGUCUCCCAACCAACCCCAUUGGUCGGCGCAGGAGAUCGGCUGUGAUUGAAACAGGAGCGCACUUCAUUUCCCAGGGUCCUUUGCGUCUGCAAAGCACACCGGAAAACAAGAGCAGUGUAACCGGCCUGAAUCUCAACAUGGCCUUCAUCGCUGGAUGCCUUCUAGCGGCGAUUGCCAUGAUCUGUGGAGUGAUGAUUCACAAAUUCAAGAGGCCUGCUGUUCGGUAUCAGCCUUUGUCAAGCAUUGAGCAAUAGGUUAUCAGUGAACAUGGCUUGGAUAUCGAAAUGUAUGGGAAGGAUAUUGUUAAUUAGCCUCACAAAUUAAUUAUAAUAAAUAAGGAAUUCUUUCAAAGUCUGAUUAUACAAUAUAUAUUGUUAUUUCUUGUUUACUGUAUCGAGAUAGGUAAUUGGUUAUUGGUUCAUAUUAUUCUUUUAAUUCUCCAAAUAAUAAUCUCAGCUCUAACUCAUGAUGAUUAUACUAUAACAUGAUAAUUAAUAAAGCAUUUUUUCUUGUAGCAUAAAUACACAUCUGAUGUUUAUAUUAUUCUACACAACUACCACAUCUACAAUAUUUUAAUUAUUUAAUGAACAUAGUUUGCUGUUGUGACUUUCUCACGCUGAAAAGCAUUUUCCGCACAUGCAAACAUGUUACUAAGCAUGCAAGGGGUUGUAUAGAGACCCUAUAUCAACAUGGAAGAGAAGCACAAUCAAAUAGAAAACAAUAAACACAUUUAUUUUCCUUUCAAUGAAAACUCGUGUUU